Pyrgilauda ruficollis (rufous-necked snowfinch) is the source of this 1925-nucleotide messenger RNA. RefSeq names its product DNA fragmentation factor subunit beta (gene DFFB). Gene Ontology annotation, molecular function: DNA endonuclease activity. Gene Ontology annotation, biological process: apoptotic DNA fragmentation; apoptotic process. The record is from RefSeq and is a predicted model, not a curated record. The coding region runs from base 41 to 1042 and encodes 333 amino acids. The transcript has 7 exons. NCBI's taxonomy places the organism in Eukaryota, Metazoa, Chordata, Aves, Passeriformes, Passeridae. Gene Ontology annotation, cellular component: nucleus; cytoplasm.
CCCGACACCGGCCCCGGGCGGGAGCGGCACCAGCCCGGGCAUGGCGGAGCCGCUGCGGCCCUUCCGCCUGCGCGGGUGCGGCAGCCCGCAGAAGUUCGGGGUGGCGGCCGGGAGCCUGCGCGGGUUGCUGAGGAAGGGCUGCCGGCUGCUGCAGCUUCCCUUGGCAGGCAGCCGCCUCUGCCUCUACGAGGACGGCACGGAGCUGACCGAGGGCUACUUCCGAGCGCUGCCGCCGGAGACGGAGCUGGUGCUGCUGCGCCCCGGGGAGAGCUGGCGGGGCUGUGCCAGCGACAUCGAGCGGCUCCUGGCCGCGUUCUGCAGCCAGCAGGGCGCUCUGGUGGAGGUUGCGCGGAGGCUGCUGACGGACGAGCGGGCUCCCCGCAAGCAGAAGCUGCUGGCGGAUCUCAUCCACAACCUGAGCGAAAACAUCCUGGCCGAGAACAAGGAAGAUGAUAAGAAAUGGUUUGAAGGGCUGGAGUCUCGGUUCAAGAACAAAUCCAGCUACCUGCGGCAUAGCUGUGAGAGCAGAAUGCGGGGCUACAUGAGAGAGGUUAGUGGUUUUAUUUCAAACGUUCAUCCUGAAGCACAAGAUGCCUACAGAGGGAUAAUCGACCUGAUGGCAGAUAAACUGAAAUCUGUGAAGUACAACGGGUGCUACUUUGACAGAAGGGAGGAGGAGGAGGCAGCACGCCUGUGCACUGCAGAGGGGUGGUUCUCCUGUCAGGGACCUUUUGACAGAGAUGACUGCCCGUGUAAGCAUUCCAUCAACCCCUACAGCAACAGGGAAAGCAGGAUCCUCUUCAGCACCUGGAAUCUCGACCACGUAAUUGAGAAGAAACGUGCUGUUGUCCCAGAACUGGCAGAAGCUGUCAAAACACAAGACGGGAGAGAAGUGAACUGGGAAUACUUCUAUCAGCUGCUGUUUACCCUGGAUAAUUUAAAACUCGUACAUAUUGCUUGCCAUAAGAAAACCAAUCAUAACCUCAGCUGUGACAAAACCAGAAUUUACAGAAAGAGGAAGCAAACCCAUGAGAUUUCCUAGUGCUGUCUCUGUUAGGGACCUGCUGCCUUUUUCAAUCAUAUCAGUCUGUUGUUUUUAAAUAACUCCAAUUUCUUAAAUAAGAACUAUUUGAGAAUCCCUGGAAGAAGACUGGCUGGGUAACCAAACCAGAGCCUCACAAAGCACACUCCAAUAUCCCAUUUAAUUCUCCUCUUCUGCCUUCCCACUCCUUACAAGCUUCCCUCAAAUCAAGUGUGAUAAAGGUACAAAAUGAGCCAGAGGCUGACUCUGAUUCUACCCUGUCAUCUCUGGCUAGUGUUGGCCCAAGAUUCACAGUACACAGAAAUGAAACUUGGACAAAACACUUUUUUACAAACUAACCUGCAGGGGCUCACAGACUCUUACUCCUCUGGAGAUUAAACCAAAGAACAUUUAGGAUCAUGUGCUUUUUAUCUGUGCCUUUUUCAGGUAGCUUCAGGAAUGCCAAAGGUGGUUCAGCAGCAGAGCUGCGACCUCACCUGUGCCAAACUCCUGCCCUCAUCCACACCUGCCCCUUUGCCAUUGCUUCAGAUGUGCAUCUCCUAGAAAGAAAAGCAAGGCCAUAGCAUUUUUUUUUUGCUUUUUUCACCUUUGUGUGCCAUCUUCCCUGCUGAUUUUCCUCUCCUUUCUAACACUUUCUGCCUCCAGCUUGAGUUUGCUUGACACACCACCAGAAAGGACAGCUAUAAUGAUCAUGUUUACAGUAAUGUUUACCCACUGCCUUGGAGAAUAUUGUUUUGGUAAAACAUUUCCUACCUCAGGCAACAAAUCAGGAAUAGUUCAAUUUUUUACUUGAAUUCUUUUUUUAAUACCAGCUGAUAGCAACUGAACUUUUGGGAUUGUCAAUGUAAAUCGUGUGAACAUUUUAAAUAAAAAAAUGCCCCCA